AAACCAUCCGAUAAUAGUAGAAAUUUCCCUAGACUUGAACAUGACUCCGUUAACAAUGAAAACAAUACGACUCACAAAUCACACAUUUUGACCACACCCCUUCAACUAAACAGGUGAAAUCUUGCUCCCAGAUCUGUUCUUGAUCUUCAAAUAAUUGUACAGUAGCAGAAGAGAUUGGCCGGAAGAAAUGGCGAAAUCGAGCGCCGACGAUCUGGAGCUCCGGCGAGCCUGCGAAACUGCAAUGGAGGGAACCAAGCAGAAGGUUGUGUUAUCGAUUCGUGUGGCGAAAAGCCGAGGAAUUUGGGGUAAAUCAGGGAAAAUCGGAAAGGGUCAGAUGGCUAAACCUAGGGUUCUUGCAAUCACCACAAAAGAAAAGGAUCAACAAACUAAGGCUUUUCUCAACGUGUUGAAGUAUUCAAACGGAGGAGUUCUUGAGCCUGCAAAACUAUACAAACUUAAGCAUCUUUCUAAGGUGGAGGUUUUAACUAACGACCCUAGUGGAUGCACAUUUAUGCUGGGAUUUGACAAUCUCAGAAGUCAAAGUGUUGCUCCUCCUCAGUGGACCAUGCGAAAUAUUGAUGACAGGAACCGUCUCUUGCUAUUUAUAUUGAACUUGUGUAAAGACGUAUUAGGCCAUCUACCGAAAGUUGUGGGUAUUGAUGUUGUCGAAAUGGCUCUUUGGGCCAAGGAAAAUACACCUGUAGUAUCAAAGAAACGCAAUAUACAAGAUGGGCCUGGGCCCGCUGCUGACGUCAUUGCAGAAAGUGACAUGAAGGUUACAGUUGAGAAAGAGCUUGUUUCUCAAGCAGAAGAAGAAGACAUGGAGGCUCUUUUAGGCGUAUAUGUGAUGGGUAUUGGGGAAGCAGAAGCCUUUUCUGAACGUUUAAAACGUGAACUUCAUGCUUUGGAAGCAGCAAAUGUGCAUGCCAUUUUGGAAAGCGAGCCUUUGGUCGAUGAGGUGCUUCAGGGGCUUGAGGCAGCGACAAUUGCCGUUGAUGACAUGGACGAAUGGCUUGGGAUUUUUAAUAUUAAACUUAGACAUAUGAGAGAGGACAUUGAAUCGAUAGAAACACGCAAUAAUCAGCUGGAAAUGCAAUCUGUAAAUAAUAACGCUUUAAUUGAGGAGCUGGAUAAGCUUCUCGAGAGAUUGCGUAUACCUUCGGAGUAUGCAGCAUGUCUAACUGGCGGCUCCUUUGACGAGGCUCGCAUGCUUCAAAAUAUCGAAGCAUGUGAAUGGUUAACUAGUGCGUUAAACGGCCUUGAACCACCUAAUUUGGAUCCAAGUUUCGCAAAUAUCAGAGCGGUCAGGGAAAAGAGGACAGAACUUGACAAAUUAAAAACGACUUUUGUUCGGAGAGCUUCUGAGUUUUUAAGAAAUUAUUUUGCUAGUUUGGUGGAUUUCAUGAUAAGUGAUAAAAGUUACUUCUCUCAGAGGGGACAGCUAAAGAGGCCCGAUCAUGCUGAUCUUCGAUUUAAAUGCAGAACUUAUGCUCGCCUUUUGCAACAUUUGAAGAGCCUGGAUAAAAAUUGUUUGGGUCCUUUGAGGAAAGCGUAUUGUAGCUCUCUAAACCUGCUUUUACGGCGUGAGGCUCGUGAGUUUGCUAAUGAGCUUAGAGCUAGUACUAAAGCAUCAAGGAAUCCUACUGUUUGGCUUGAGGGUUCCGGUGGUUCAAAUCAAAACGUAAACAAUGCUGAUACGUCACAGGUUUCCGAUGCAUAUGCGAAGAUGCUCACAAUAUUUAUCCCGCUCCUUGUUGAUGAGAGUUCCUUUUUUUCGCAUUUCAUGUGCUUCGGAGUUUCCGCACUCGCUCCGCCAGGAAGUCCCGCCAAUGGUGACAAAUCAAAUGAUGAUGAUUUAGGGAUUAUGGACAUUGAUGAUAAUGAUACCACCACUAAAAAUAUAUCAGAGCUUGAAGCACUAAACGAGUCACUUCGCGAUUUACUCGAUGGGAUCCAGGAGGAUUUUUAUGCGGUUGUUGAUUGGGCGUACAAGAUUGAUCCGUUACGGUGCAUAUCAAUGCACGGGAUAACCGAAAAAUAUAUUUCUGGUCAGAAAGCAGAUGCAGCCGGAUACGUGCGCCUUUUACUUGACGCACUGGAAGGAAGAAUUACCGCACAAUUCACUCGUUUUGUAGAUGAAGCCUGUCACCAGAUUGAACGGAAUGAACGAAAUGUUCGACAAAUGGGCGUCUUGUCAUACAUUCCCAGAUUUGCUACUCUUGCUACGCGCAUGGAACAGUAUAUUCAGGGACAGUCUAGAGAUUUAGUUGAUCAAGCAUAUAUUAAGUUUAUUGGUGUGAUGUUUGCAACUCUGGAUAAAAUUGCUCAGACCGACCCAAAAUACGCCGAUAUUAUACUUCUAGAAAACUAUGCUGCAUUCCAGAAUAGUUUGUAUGACUUGGCAAAUGUCGUUCCGACUUUAGCUAAAUUUUAUCAUCAAGCGAGUGAAUCAUAUGAACAAGCUUGCACGCGCCAUAUCAGUAUGAUUAUUUACUAUCAAUUUGAGCGACUUUUUCAAUUUGCUCGAAGAAUCGAAGAUUUGAUGUACACCAUCACUCCUGAAGAGAUUCCUUUCCAGCUUGGUUUAUCGAAAAUGGAUCUCAGGAAGGUGGUGAAAUCAAGUUUAUCAGGAGUUGACAAGCACAUUGGUGCAAUGUAUAAAAAGCUGCAGAAAAACUUGACCUCUGAGGAAUUAUUACCUUCACUAUGGGAUAAAUGCAAGAAAGAAUUUUUGGACAAGUAUGAUAGCUUUGCUCAGCUCGUUGCAAAGAUCUACCCGAGCGAGACAAUUCCGUCUGUUACAGAAAUGAGAGAUAUUCUAGCAUCGAUGUAGGGUUCUAGUAGCAGGUUUAUAGACGUUUUUCAAAACAUCCAGAUCUAUGUAUAAAUAUGUGCUACUUUGCGUGGUCGACUUGGUUUUUUUUUUUUUUUUUUUAUUUCACUUGUUUGUAAGUUGUGUUAUGAAUAUAUUAGAGUUAAAUGCUUGGUUGGUC
This is a messenger RNA of Helianthus annuus (common sunflower), 2993 nucleotides long. Its product is annotated as exocyst complex component SEC3A. Gene Ontology annotation, biological process: exocytosis; Golgi to plasma membrane transport. Gene Ontology annotation, cellular component: plasma membrane; exocyst. The transcript is spliced from 25 exons. Lineage: Eukaryota; Viridiplantae; Streptophyta; Magnoliopsida; Asterales; Asteraceae. Gene Ontology annotation, molecular function: phosphatidylinositol-4,5-bisphosphate binding. The coding region runs from base 188 to 2833 and encodes 881 amino acids. The record is from RefSeq and is a predicted model, not a curated record.